AUGUCCGUGCGCUGCAUCUUCACCCUGCUGCUCCUCGCCACCCUGAGCAGGCGCCUGGCCGCCAUGCCACAGAGUCAACGGGGGGACGACGCUGCCGAGAAAGACCUGAUGGUUCCGCCGCUCCUGGACGGCGAGGCGGACUUCAGGAGGAACCAGAUGUGGGACGACAUCAAGGACGAAGACGGGGGCCCCAGGAUGGUCCUGAUGGCCGACCCCAGGCACAGAGCAGCACGCAUGCGGGGUUCCAAUCCCGCUUUGACGCGGAGCUGGAGUCACACUCCUUCAGACAACCUGAGGAUGGAGCGCCAGGACUCAGACUUGGACGUGCUGCGCUGCAUGAUAGGACGAGUGUACCGACCCUGCUGGGGGACUUGAACGCAUCAUCAGCCACCUACAGGAAGUGAUACAACAAAAUAAAA
Molecule: messenger RNA, 419 nt
Organism: Nerophis lumbriciformis (worm pipefish)
Lineage: Eukaryota; Metazoa; Chordata; Actinopteri; Syngnathiformes; Syngnathidae
Gene: pmch
Product: pro-melanin-concentrating hormone
Biological process (GO): chemical synaptic transmission
Molecular function (GO): melanin-concentrating hormone activity
Source: RefSeq, a predicted model, not a curated record